This is a messenger RNA of Sciurus carolinensis (gray squirrel), 2690 nucleotides long. It is a transcript of the gene Cdcp2, whose product is annotated as CUB domain containing protein 2. The transcript is spliced from 6 exons. NCBI's taxonomy places the organism in Eukaryota, Metazoa, Chordata, Mammalia, Rodentia, Sciuridae. The coding region runs from base 117 to 1739 and encodes 540 amino acids. The record is from RefSeq and is a predicted model, not a curated record.
UCACGUCACCAUUAACUUGGAGGCCCCUUCAGCCUCACCUCUCUUUCCCCUGCUCCAGACCCUCAGAUCCGGGCCCACCUAAACUCCGCAGCCCUGUGGGGACGCCUGGUGAGGAGAUGCUGACAGAGCUGGGGUCCUGUCUGCUGCUGGCCGUGGCACUGCUAGACCCAGGCCCCAGGGCCCAGGCCAUGAAAGGUGUCAAGUGUGGGGGUGUGCUCUCAGCACCUUCUGGAAACUUCUCCAGCCCUAACUUCCCGAGUCUGUACCCCUACAACACGGAAUGCAGCUGGCUGAUUGUGGUGGCCGAGGGGUCCUCUGUGCUGCUCACUUUCCACACCUUUGACCUGGAAUACCAUGACACCUGUGGCUUUGACUUCCUGGAGAUCUACAACGGAGCCUCUGGAGACAAGGGCAACCUACUGGGGAGGUUCUGUGGCCGGGUGCCCCCGCCACCCUUCACCUCCUCCUGGCAUGUCAUGGCUGUCGUCUUCCAUUCAGACAAGCAUGUGGCCAGCCGUGGCUUUUCUGCAGGCUAUCAGAAAGAUGUGUGCGGUGGUGUCCUGACCGGCCUAUCGGGGGUCCUCACCAGCCCUGAGUACCCCAACAACUACCCCAACAACGCUGAAUGCCACUGGGUGAUCCGGGCCACCGGGCCCACUACCAUCAAGCUGGUGUUUGUGGACUUCCAGGUGGAGGGCAGCAAGGAGUGCACCUAUGACUACGUGGCUGUGCUGGGGGGACCUGGGCCCGUCCAAGGGCACCAUUUCUGUGGUGGCACCAGGCCCCCCACCCUUGUGUCACUGGGCCAUGAGCUGCAGGUGGUCUUCAAGUCCGACUUUAACAUUGGAGGCCGGGGCUUCAAGGCCCACUACUUCUCAGGAGAAUGCCAAGAGGUAUACAUGGCUGUGCGGGGCAACUUCUCCAGCCCCCAGUACCCCAGUUCCUACCCCAACAAUAUCCGGUGCCACUGGACCAUCCGCCUGCCUCCUGGCUACCGGGUCAAGGUGUUCUUCCUGGAUCUGGACCUGGAGGAACCCAACAGCCUGACCAGGACCUGUGACUUCGACCAUCUGGCAGCCUUUGAUGGGGCCAAUGAGGAGGCACCCCUUCUGGGAAAUUGGUGUGGUCACCAUCUGCCACCACCCAUCACCUCAAGCCACAACCAGCUCCUGCUUCUGCUGCACACGGACCGCAGCAGCACCGGCAGGGGCUUCUCUGUGGCCUACAUUGGAGUGGUGCCCAUGAACGUGAGCUGCUCACGUACGGACUUCCAGAUCCUGAUCUCUGCGCAGGCGCUGGCCCCACUGGAGCGGACCAAGGUCUACCUGGGCAGCAGAAACUGUGCUGCCCAGGAGGUCGACAACAACUUUCGGAUCCAGGCCCGCUUCGACACCUGUGGCACUGAGUCUCAGAGGAGAAACAACACCUCAGUGAUCGUCAGUGUGCUGUACAUCGACUUCUCGGUCCCUGGGCGGGAGGACAUCCAUGAGUACGAGGUCCGCUGUGAGCCGCGGCGCAAGGAGGCUUCUGUCCACCUGCUGUCUGGCUCCGACUGGCUUGGGCCUUAUGCUGCCACUGCAGAGCACCUUCAGGAGGCACCCCCCAGGGAUGAGGCGGAGGCUCUGGAGGGCCCAGUGACCGUGGUGGCCCAGGACACCAGUGACAUCGUGUUCCUGGGCCUUUGCAUCCUGGCUGGAGUCCUCAUGGUUACUGCUAUCGUGGUCCUGAUGCUGCUGUGAGCAGGCAGGGCAGGGGCCUGCGUCUGGCAUCCUUGGGAGGCAGCUUGGGGACCCGCAACACAGCCAGAUGGCUGACUUGUUAUGAGAAGUCAGGUCCCUCUGAGCCUCCACUUCCUAGGGACCACCACUCUGCCUCGCUGUCUCAUGGGGCUCGGGUGAGGCUCAGAACAUGAAUGGAUGAGGGUUUUGUAAACUGUAGCCUGCCACGCUUGUGGGCACAAUCAUGGUUAUGAUUAAGGUUAAAGACAAUCUGCUCCAAGGACUCUUCCGUGUGUGUUCCUUGUCAACUUGGACAGCUGUGGUCACGUGGUAGCGGGGAUACCAUGGAUACAUUCUCUAACUUGCAUAAGUACUUCGCCAUCCCGGGGCACCAUUCAUUGCUCACCCCAAGUCUUCACUAGGAGGGACUUAGCAUCUGUCCAGGGUCUCCACCCUCCUGAACUGACCAGGUACCUCGAGGACCUCCUCUAACGCAAGCCAGCUCUGCUGCCAGAUCUCAGGGACAGGGAGGGAGCCGAAACCCCAUCUCAUGCUGUUGUUUCAGCCCCUGCCACAGGGUGGUGGUUAAAGACAGGUCCUGCACCUCCUCCUGGAUGCUGGUCAACCAAAGUGGCGAUGGCCUGCUGGGUCAGAGCCCUAUGGAAACCACAGAUAGACCCUGUUCUGGGCUCAGGAGGAUCACAGGAUGGAGAAAGAGGACAGGUGCUAAUUUGUCAUGUUGGAGUUUUUCCUUAAGCGUCUUGUGCUCUUCCACCAAAAAGCUCAUUGAAGUCCCAUGUGUGUCUGUCCUGGUCCCUAAUGCUGAGCUCAGAGCACCAGUCCAUCUUGUCCUCAGAUGAGUUCUCCUGUGGACCUCUGCACCUUGUCUUUGGGCUUCUCGCAGAGCCUCUCUGCUUCAUAUUAAACUUAGAAGAUGUAAACUUUUUCUUAGUUUUCAUCACAGGGGUUAGA